Meloidogyne enterolobii is the source of this 378-nucleotide messenger RNA. Lineage: Eukaryota; Metazoa; Nematoda; Chromadorea; Rhabditida; Meloidogynidae. The record is from the annotation of a GenBank genome assembly.
AUGUGGUCUGCUUCAAUGUUUUCACAAAGUGCCUUAUUUCAAGUCAAUAAACGACGUGAUUUAGCUAAAAAUACGUUGGAACAAUUUGAACGUUCGCCAAUAAUUUCUUAUCAAAGUUGGUCAACAAAAGAGUUGUUUAGUGCGAUACGUUCUUUUGGUCUAUUAAAUUUGGAUGGAGAAAUUAAAGUGAGAGGAAGGGGAUUUUUUAUAAAAAAAUUUUUUUGGGAGAGUGUGGGUAUUCUUUAUAGGUUGGAAUCGAGGAAUUGUGGUUUCCAUGGUUCCAUGUUAAAAAUAUAUGUGAAUAACUACAAUCUCACUUUAGUGCACCCUCUUGGGGCAGAAAAUCAUGCCGGAAUAGGGUUAGCAAAUCCAAAUUAG